Molecule: messenger RNA, 4004 nt
Organism: Ictalurus punctatus (channel catfish)
Lineage: Eukaryota; Metazoa; Chordata; Actinopteri; Siluriformes; Ictaluridae
Product: serine/arginine repetitive matrix protein 1-like
Exons: 9
Coding region: 2383-3228 (281 amino acids)
Source: RefSeq, a predicted model, not a curated record
AGUUCUAUUCACAGUUCCAUGCUGUGUAGAUGUUCUGCUCAUCCUCACUGUACCGUAAAGGUCAGAACCUCACAUCUGUAACCUUGUAGCUUUCCUUAAUCAACACGACUGCAACCAAGCUUGUGUGUCACUACUAUUUUUAGAUCUCCGCCUCAAAAGUAUUGGCGCCCUGCGCGUCCGCCUCUCAAAUCUAUUGGCGCCCUGUGCGUCCGGCUCUCAAAUCUAUUGGCGCCCUACACGGCCGGCACUCAAAUCUAUCGCCGCCCUACGCGGCCGGCUCUCAAAUGUAUUGGCGCCCUACGCAUCCGGCUCUCAAAACUAUUGGUGCCCUUAGCGUCGGCUCUCAAAAGUAUUGGCGCCCUUCACGGGCAGCUCUCAAAAGUAUUGGCACCCGAUCCAAAUUUUGCCACAGCAAGCACCACGCACAUUUUCUUCAGGAAAUGUCCCUUAAAAUAAUAAAAAGUCUCUCACUCGGCUGUGUGUCGAGAUAAACGUAAAAACAUCUUGAGCUUGUGUUCACCACAGAACUUAUUUCCGGCAUUUAACCCAAAACCCCAUUGACGGAAGUGCUAAUAUGCUGACUCGUUUCUGGGUUUCACGACUCAUUCCUGCAGCACUCUGUAAGACGGGCUAUUGUUAUCAAACCAUUGAAAUCGGAUAAGCAGCUUUGGUAAUGAUUCUUUAAAUGAACCGAUUCAGAAUCCUCUUCUUGAAUCGUUUGAGUCAUUCUCACUCGGUCAGGGUUGCGCGUGUGGGUUGCUUUUCCUGCAUGUGUAAUCAGCACGUGUUCACAGACCGUAAAUCCCGACCCCAUGGUAGACACUCGACAGAAAUUUCAUACUAAAGUUGUGUUUGAGUUGUGCAGGCUUGUGUCACCUGACUUAAAGAAGGCAUUGUUUGAAGGGCUUGAUCAGCACCUCCCACGACUCCUGCAGUUGUACAACACCGAGAGGCAGUGAAAUACCCGAAAUCCCACAUGUGAUGACCCGCAUUGAUCAAGAGUUUAUUUUGGAUACAGGCAGAGGAAGCUCAGCGAAAGCUUAAGAGACAGAAUGGAGAGGACCCAGGUAAGCUAUUUCUUCAGUGAUUGUAGUCAUAUCUGAAAAUGAUUGGUCAGUUGAAUGCAGAUUGCUGAAGUGUGAGUGUCUGUGUGUGUCGUAGCCCUGCCUCCAUUCUGCCCACUGUUUGCCAGCUUGGGAAACAUUCUGCAGUGUGACGUGCUGCUUGGCAUGCUGGGAGCUGUGCUGCAGUGGGCUAUGGAGCCCAGGGAGGACACUGGUCUGAGUCCAUGCUGCAGAGGGUGCUGCACUUGAUAGGCAUGGCUCUGCUGGAGGAGCAGCAACAGCUAGAGAACAUUGGGGAUGACGAUGAAGUUACUUUCAACUUCACCCUCAAAAUCUCCCAUGGUGGUUAGUAUUAAAAUGAUGCGCGAGUGCACAGCUGCUGCACCUCCCUGUGAAGGAACAGGGCACUGUCAUAAGGAGACUGUGUGGGACAAAGACAAAGCAUAGAGAAAAAGGAAAGCUGAACUGUGCUGGAAAAAGACAAUGGCUCAAACAUUAGAGAGCCAGAGUCAUUUUAUCAAUAAGUACAUAGAUCUGCUCACGCAGGAUUCAGAGGAUCUGGACGCCUCAGCCUCUACAUCAGCAGAGCAUAGGUACCUAAGCAUGCUCGUAGUGACGCAGUGUUCUUAAUAAGUCAACUUGUAUUGUAUUCUCAAUAUCCAGUCAGUACAUUUAUGUCAGUAAAUGCAUGCAUCAACACUUCCUUGACUUUGCUGAGCAGUUGUCUGUUCUUUGUCCUAAAAGUUCUUGCAUAUAAUGGUGGUCUUCACAUAACAUAAGUAAAUUCCCAUCCUUAAACUCUUUAUCUUGCAUAUUCAUUUCGAGCAUUUUCUGUUGGGGUAAAUGAGUAGAGAGGAUCCUAGGCCAUUUUUAGCAAUUUCCUGGUGAGUAAAAAAAGAUGAAUCCAUUUAUUCAACAUUGAUUAUUUUAACAAAUUCAGAGGGACCUUAACAUAAAAUUAAGGUUAUAGUGUACUCGUAACCAUCCGUCUCUGCUUGGUACAGCCCCAGUUCAUGUGACGGUGCUCUGGUGUGUGUGGGACCUCGUCGUUGGCGUGCCAGAGGAGGAGAGAGGAGGCAGAUGGAGAUGCGUAUCCUGUGUCACGAAGCGCAGGAGAUCCUACCUGAUGGCACCACCAUGGUGCUCGCUGCCUUUGUCCAACGCUCUACGGUCAUGUCUAAGAACCGCAAAAGACCCCCUCACAAUCCAGAGAGCUGUGAUCCCCUCUUCAUGCACCCUGACCUGUCCUUUGGUACCCAUACCGGCAGCUGUGGCCACAUCAUGCACUCUCACUGCUGGCAGAGGUCUUUGAAUAUCAAUGAUGCAAACAGGGAGGAGAAAUAUAACAGAACGAAAGACCAACAAUCAGAAGCAGCAGAUCGCCAAGAUGGAUAUCUGGGGCGUCAGGAUGCCACCAAUGUUAGUGGAGUACUUUGCCACGUUGCGCCAACAGUCGGAAGAUUACCAAGCUGCGCUACGAAAGCAGCAGGACGCCAGGAAUUACCUGGGCUUCAACUUACCGCCUAUGUUCAUGCAGGACUACGCCAUGCUACGCCAACAGGAGGAGGAGUCCAGGUACAAGGGGGAGUUUGUGUUCAGUACAGAGACCCAGCCCGGGACCGACAGGGUGACCUCAGAGCUCGAACCUGAGCUCCACGAGGUGGGCUCACCUGCCGAGCUCCAGCAAAGGGUCAGCGGGGAGGCACUAGCACCAGGCUUUGAUGUCCGAGUCCCAGUCAAGUCUCAAGUCCCUAAGGUCCCAGCCAAGCCUCGCGUCCCUGAGGUCCAAAUCAAGCCUCGCGUCCCUGAGUUCACGUUCAGGCCUACUGACCCAAAUGACCAAAUGCGCUCACGCCCAGCCAAGCUCCGCUCACGCCACAGUCCGCCGACACGCACCGCCAAGCUCCGCUCACGCCACAGUCCGCCGACACGCACCGCCAAGCUCCGCUCACGCCACAGUCCGCCGACACGCACCGCCAAGCUCCGCUCACGCCACAGUCCGCCGACACGCACAGCCAAGCUCCGCUCACGCCACAGUCCGCCGACAGGCACAGCCAAGCUCCGCUCACGCCACAGUCCGCCGACAGGCACAGCCAAGCUCUGCCCACGCCCCAGUCCGCCGACACGGCCAGCCAAGCUCUGCCCAUGCCCAAGGUUCACAUAGUGACCUCAGAGCCUCAGCCUCCCCGUUCAGCUGAGGUCGUCGCUCAGCCUCCCCGUUCAGCUGAGGUCGCUGCUCAGACUCCCCCGUUCAGCUGAGGUCGUCGCUCAGACUCCCCGUUCAGCUGAGGUCGUCGCUCAGACUCCCCGUUCAGCUGAGGUCGUCGCUCAGACUCCCCGUUCAGCUGAGGUCGCCGCCUGCUCCAUGGCAACUAGCGUUCCCCCCUUCUGCUUCGAGGAGACCCACGCUCCUCUCCCUGGCUGCACGGGGGACUUCUCUCGGCCUUCCAGUUCAGCUGGGGACAUUGCGCCGCUUUCAUGCUCUGCCGAGGAAAUAUCUCAGCCUCCCUGUGCCAUUGUAGAAGCCGCCCGGCCUCCUGAUUUUGCGGGGGACAUUUUCUCCAGGGGGCCAGGACCACCAGAUGGAGGACGUAUAAUUUUGGGCACUACUCCCGGAGCGGGGGAGGGUUCUGUCACGUAUCAGGAAGCUCUGGACUCCACUUCCCAUCAGCCACUGCACUGCACUACAUGUCACAUGACCACCUGCACCUGAUUCACGUUUUGGUUAAUGAGCACUCGUGUGUGUGUGUGUGUGUGUGUGUGUGUGUGUGUGUGUGUGUGUGUGUGUGUGUGUGUGUAUAUAGCCAUUGUCUGCACUGAUUCACUGUCUUUUGUUGUAUGAGACUACCAUGUUACAUGUUUUGUUUCAUGCCACAGUAUUUUGCCUAGUUGUCGUACUGUCUAUGUUUUGUUGUUUGUUCAUAUAAUAAAUGUUAUAUA